Molecule: messenger RNA, 1319 nt
Organism: Brassicogethes aeneus
Lineage: Eukaryota; Metazoa; Arthropoda; Insecta; Coleoptera; Nitidulidae
Source: the annotation of a GenBank genome assembly
GAAAAAAGUGUCAUGAUAUGUCACCGCAAUAUAAAAUCAACAAAAUUUAAUAUUUAUUAAAUUAAUGGCCAUUGGAACAGUAAUAUUAUCGGCCAAAAAACGAUGCAAUUUACUUUACAUAAUAUCAGCUCUGUGCAUAAUACAGGCGUUAAUUGGUGGCGCCAUCACAGGACCUUCGAUAUACAUUUACGUCUCAAUAGCCCCAAUAGUUUCUGGAGAUUCCGCUGAAAUAAAAUUCGUGUUUGCUACAACUGGUAUUUUUGGUACGCACGUUAUUUUUGAUUGGUUGAUUGGAAUUUCUGUUGGACGCAGGUGCUUUUCAAAUGCAAAAAAAAAGAGUACCAGAAAUCUUCUCUUAAUAUGGUGCUGUACAGGUUCUAACACUAUCAUAAACCUAAUAAUUAUAGCAAGUCUAACGAAAAAAUUAAACAAGCAAAUUGGCAGAUCCAUGAAAAAUAGCCUACAAAGUUCUAUGAGAAACUACUUAAGAGAUGAAAGUGUUAAAAUGAGCAUGGACGAAUUGCAAUACUAUGAGAAAUGUUGCGGUAUUUACUCAUAUGAAGAUUGGCAUGAGUUAAGCUGGUUGAGUAAAUAUGAAAUUGAUGUGAACUCUGAAGGAUUUAAACGGUACAGGGAGGGUGAUGAAAACGUGCACUUACCAAUCGUCCCAUGGAGCUGCUGUAAACUGGAAUUUCCCACUCAGUGUCUCCAUGACCCCCUUCAACAAACCAUGAAUGCCCAUUUGUGGAAAAACGAACCAAACAUUGUGACCGACUCAAUAAACGCUAAUGGAUGUCUGGAUAUAGUUUGGAAACCAAUUACAAAAAUCCUGGCUGUAUUCGCGGUGUUGAUAUCGAUAUCGACUAUCUUGCAUAUUAUUAUUUUUUGUUUGAUGAGGAUUCUAUACACUUCUUGUCGAAAUCUUUACUUGCUUCCGGAUCAGAAAGGUCUUUCUCCUGGCUGGGUGUUUGGAAGAGGUGAUUGUGGAUAUUUUAGAGGAAAAACUCUCAACGAAAUCAUGAUGGGAAUAGAUCAAUCAGGCCCUCCAGAGGACAGAUCGGAAAAAUCAGGCAAAAAGCAUUUAAUGGCUUUCAGGAGUUUAAAGGCCAUUAUGAGUAAAAAUAAAAAGACAAAAAAAGAACGUCCAGAAGAAGAAAAGCUAAUGAAUGAAUCGACUUCACCGUCAUUUUUUAGUGCGACUACCCGAGGCACAUUCAAUACGUCCGAAAAAAAUACUAUCCCAGAUACAGAUGUAUUGUUAUACUUAAAAUAGGAUUUUAUACAGACCUAUACAUAUACAUAUACAAGUAAGAAUAAAU